CACCUGUCCUGCCCCGUUGGUCGUGUGCAUCAUUCCCCUAGGUACCAACAGCUACCUGGCUGGAAGCCGGUUGCACAUUCAGCGACCAUGUUGCUGAAGCCCAAGGACGAUGCGGGCGACAGUCACACCGACGCUGAUGUGCGCGGCCUUCGGAAGAUCCGAGCUCAGAGCCCUUGGACAUGGCGACCAUUGACGCUCAUUACCACCGCCGUCGCCCUCUUUGCGCUCUCUCUCAUCCUGCGGUCCUCUCUCAAGCUCCAAGUCGACCCUCAAGGAUGUGUCAUGUCGAUGAUGAGCCCGACCUACAUCAAGCUGUCGGGCUUCGACACGGAACACUCGCGCUUUGCGACAAAAUAUGCGCUGUACCUGUAUCGGGAAGAGGGGGUAGAUGAAUACACAAAGGACAACAUUGGACUGAGAGGUGCGCCGGUACUGUUCAUCCCAGGCAACGCUGGGAGCUACAAGCAAGUCCGCUCUUUAUCGUCCGAGGCCUCCCGCUACUACGCCAACGUUUUACGCCAUGAUGCUAGUGCCCUUAAAGAAGGCAUCAGGUCAUUCGACUUUUUCACCAUCGACUUCAACGAGGAUCUGUCCGCCUUUCAUGGUCAAACGCUGCUCGAUCAAGCCGAGUAUGUCAACGAGGCCGUGGCAUAUAUCCUUUCCUUGUACCACGAUGCAAAUCGACUCCGCCGCGAUCCAUCAUUACCCGACCCCAGCUCGGUCAUACUCAUUGGACACUCGAUGGGCGGGAUAGUUGCACGUACCGUACUCGUCACACCAAAGUAUCAAGCCAAUUCUGUCAAUACAAUCAUUACCAUGUCGACUCCUCAUGCUCGGGCCCCAGUCACAUUCGACGCAGAUAUCGUAUCCUUAUAUCAGCAGGUCAACGAGUAUUGGCGAGAAUCGUACCUGCAGAGAUGGGCAAGCAAUAAUCCGCUAUGGCAUACAACCCUGAUUUCCAUUGCUGGUGGCGGAUUGGAUACCACCGUUCCCUCUGACUACACCAACAUUGCCUCUUUGGUUCCAGAGAGCCAUGGGUUUACCGUCUUCACAUCGGGCAUUCCAAACGUCUGGACUGUCAUGGACCACCUGUCGAUCACCUGGGCUGAUCAAAUGCGCAAAGUCAUCGUAAGAGCACUAUACGAUGUUGUGGACGUCCGUCGCGCCGGACAAACGAAGCCGCGUGCGGAAAGAAUGAAGGUUUUCCGGAAGUGGUUCCUUACAGGCUUGGAGGAGAAUACGCCCAAAAACCUUCGAGACACCACACAUGAGGUUCUCCUGACUCUGAGUGACGGCUCAAGGUCAUCCGUGGCCAAAAGCGACAAUAUCACGAUUCGCCAAAUCGGAGCUCAGGACGCGAUGUCUGCCAUUCUUUUGCCAAUCCCGACCAUUGACAACACUACUGCAAAACGAUUCUCUUUUAUGACCGACCAACAAAUGGAUCCCCAGGGCAGUUUUGACAAGAUGGAGGUUUUGUUUUGUAGCGCAUUCCCUCUUGCAGGAGGGUUGACUUCCAUGCCACUGCCUGUGCAAUUCGACCUAUCUUCAGGCGAUGCUAGCGCUACCCGACUGGCAUGCAAAAAACCUGCCCGGGAUGGCAUUCAGCUCCCAGGUUCCACGAGAUUGUCUCAGCAUGCUUUUGAUCAGCCUCCUAAUCCCUUCACAUAUUUGAACUACGACCUCAGGGAUCUGCAGGAGCAUCAAUUCGUUGCCAUUAUUGACAAGUCCACCGAGAUCAGCAACAAUUGGGCGUAUGCAGAAAUCGUAUCAGAAUCCGACUCUGUCAUCAAGUCAGAUGUUGGUCUUCCGAGACUGCUUCUGAGGGGCCUCAACGUUGAGCUUCCCUCGACUCGACCCGUCGUUACAGAGAUUCGGGUCCCGUCAAUCCAGUCAAGCCUCUUGACCUACUCGCUUCAAGUUCGCCAGCACGGUUGUGGAGCAGAUACUGAACUAUUCACGCCACUGGUCCGACAACAUAUCGAGAACCCACAUGAAUCGAAAUAUUUCGUCAAUUUUAAACAAGGCGACAUCAACUUACACGGGGUUGCUCCCUUCAUGCCACCAACUCUGGAUGGCCGUGAAUGCGAGGCUGGUAUCGCAUUUCAGAUCUGGUCAGACCCCACAUGUAACUCUUCGUUGGAAGUUCGUUUGCGAGCAGACCCUAUCGGCAGUUUGGGCAAACUCGUGGUCAGAUACAGAACUGUCUUUGCGGCAUUUCCUCUGUUAGUCGUGGCCAUGGUUUUGCGCAAACAGUUCAGGGUGUACGACAACUCUGGAGUCUUCAUCUCGUUCUCCGAGAGUCUCGACCAGAGUCUAAGGCUACCUUUACCGGUACUGUUACUCUCCAUGACUUUCUUCGCCACCGCUUUCACGUCGGCAAGUUCCCACACCAGUCCGUCUGAGAGUCACCAGCAGAGGAAUGGCACCGCCAUCAAUUUUGCUCAAAAUGAUCUACUUCUUGGGUCACAAAAUACUUUUUUCUGGUUUCUCGUUCCUUUAGCAGGCCUUGUCAGCAUUGGAGCUUGCGUCGUCUUGAACUAUGCCGUUUUGGCCUUGCUCGAUGUUUUUGUCACAGCGUCUGGCUUGAUCUCCCGGCGCUACGUCAAGAUCGAUGAUGGCGAAAAAGGCGUUGCUUCUGCAUUCGUUGCGAGUACACCACGACGCCGAGCCAUCAACACGGCGGUUCUUUUAUUUCUCGUUGCGACAAUUAUACCCUAUCCAUUCGCGUAUGUUGUGGCUUGCAUUGUUCAGCUUAUGACUUGCACGCGGGCGUUGCGCUAUGCCAAAGAAACUAGAUCAGGGCCGGCGCAUAAUUUUUUCAACUACAGCUAUUCGAUACUCAUUUUAAUGCUCUGGGUGUUGCCUAUCAACCUGCCGGUGUUGGUUGUCUGGAUACAUAAUAUGGCGGUGCACUGGUUGACACCGUUCUCAUCCCACCAUAAUGUGCUGUCGAUAGCACCGUUUAUCAUCCUGGUCGAGACCCUGUCGAGCGGGAUGAUGGUGCCAUCGGUCAGAUCUCUCCGAUGGGCGACGAAUCUGUUGUUUUUUGUAUUAGCAGUGUACGCGGCGUUGUAUGGCAUGACUUAUGCUUACAGAUUACACUACAUUGCCAACAUCAUUGCUUUGUGGCUGGUUCUGUUGCAUUUUUCCAACUACCAACGGCACAUUACCACUUAGAAGGAGGAAUUGUGUUCUCAGUCACUUGUGAAAAUGAUCAAUGGCUCUCAAGGUUGAUUAGCAGCGAAAGAAUCUACAUUGUUCGGACAACCAAGGGAAUGUGUGGAUUUCAUUAUGACAGACACCAGACGCUUUGUAGAGGGAAGUGAUGACUGGUUUUCCCAUCCAAAGGAUCAGGGGGCAAUGAGCAUGAACUUGUACAUAAUGCUGAGUUUGAGACUUGGGGGAAAUGAACAUAUGCUGUCCUAAUGGUUGGCUUUUUCUUCUUCUAGGUGAUUUCUUCCUACAAUAUUGCGAAAAUGAUGA
Molecule: messenger RNA, 3483 nt
Organism: Exophiala oligosperma
Lineage: Eukaryota; Fungi; Ascomycota; Eurotiomycetes; Chaetothyriales; Herpotrichiellaceae
Exons: 1
Coding region: 88-3177 (1029 amino acids)
Biological process (GO): endoplasmic reticulum to Golgi vesicle-mediated transport; GPI anchor metabolic process
Cellular component (GO): endoplasmic reticulum
Molecular function (GO): phosphatidylinositol deacylase activity
Source: RefSeq, a predicted model, not a curated record